UUUCAUAUAGAGGUGAUUUACCAUCUCCGCUAUUACUCCCGUCGGGGUUUCUGUGAUCGAAGCUCUGGCGAAGCACCGGCCCUCACUCUAAUGGAUCUGCCUGUCUCCGAUCUCGGCCCUAUCAGAAAUUCUGGCGCCGCCUCUUUAUCAUGCCCUCACUGCGACGCUGAGCUCGUCCACAAGAUUGCCCAACUUCUCCUUCCCGGCCUCGCCACUGCCUGUGUUGACUCCACCACCGGCGAUUUCUUCCGCACCCCCGCCAUCGUCGCGGUCGAUAUACGCAAGGAGAUGGUCGAUUACCUCAACCACCGCACCGAAACUUACAUCUCCGAUCUCCUCCUCGCCCAUGAAUCCCCUGGCGACAGCAGCGCUAACCACUCCGAACCCGUCGACAUUAUCUCAGACCUAAUCGAAGACUUCACCGCCUCCAAACGCAACAUCUUUAGCCGCGUCUCCGGCUGGAUCCUCAGCGACACUCGCGACGACAGGAUCGAUGACUUCGUCCAAGAAAUGGAUACGAAUCGUUUUUGGUCGAUCGACCGCCGCGAGGUGAUCUCCGAGGUUCUGCUUCGAAACCUAGAUUAUAAAAGUAAGUCGCAUUGCUCGAUGAGAUUUGAUGAAGAGCGGGAGCUGGAGGUGCAUAGGAGGGAGUGUGAGUUUCGGCCAGUAGCUUGUGGGAAUGAGGGGUGUAAGGUGAAGUUCUGCGCGGUGCGUGAGGAGGAGCAUGACGGGGCUUGUGCGUACAAGGUGUUGUCAUGUGAUCAAAAGUGUGGGGAGAUGGUAUUGAGAAGGGAGAUGGAUCGGCAUUGUGUUACUGUGUGUAAGAUGAAGUUGACGAAUUGUCCGUUUUAUCAGGUUGGUUGCGAAUCUGGGAUUCCAAGGUGUAGGGUUGAGGAUCAUUGUAGGGAUGAGCUGCAGAGGCAUUUGAUAUGUGUUCUUCCAAUUAUUCAUCGGGAUGAGGUUGGGUUGGAAGAUGCGUGGAAAGAGCGUGCUACAGCGCUGGCAGAGGCACAAAGUGACAAUGAGCUUGCAGAAGCUUUGAAUGUGAGAGCUCUGGUCACAGCGAUCAAGAACUUGGAAGCAAAAGUAAGCCAACAUCUCUAAAGAAUUAACAGCUAAAGUACAAAAAAUUUUGUUCAUAAUGCAAAAGAUUAUUUUCCCUUUUUAACGAAGGAAAAAAGCACCACUUAUAUGAUUGGAUUUUUUUCCUCUCAUUUUAAUGAAAAAGUAAUGGUUUGUUUACAA
Dendrobium catenatum is the source of this 1245-nucleotide messenger RNA. RefSeq lists its product as uncharacterized. Lineage: Eukaryota; Viridiplantae; Streptophyta; Magnoliopsida; Asparagales; Orchidaceae. The record is from RefSeq and is a predicted model, not a curated record. Bases 91 to 1104 code for a protein of 337 amino acids. The transcript has 2 exons. Gene Ontology annotation, molecular function: zinc ion binding.